AUGGACGCACACCAACUGCCCAGCUCCGUUCCGGAGUCUCAGGUCCUCAUUAUCAUGACCGGUGGAACGAUCUGUAUGCAGCGAUCUCCCUCGGGCUUCGUGCCAGCACGCCACUUUCAACAGACCUGUCUCGCCAAAAUACCCAUCUUCAACGACGGCUCGCAGCCGCAGGUGUUCCUGGAUGUGGUUGUGAAUUCUGCGGGUGAACGCAAGAAAUGUUCGAGUCUGCGAACACCGCCCAGUUUAUACGAGCGCCAGGUCCGGUACACUGUCUUUGAGUUUGAGGAACUCCUUGACAGUAGCUCGAUUGAUUCCAAGGGAUGGGCGGAAAUCGCCCAGACGAUCUACAAUAAUUAUACUUUAUUCGAUGCUUUUGUUAUCCUUCAUGGAACUGACAGCUUGGCGUAUACGUGCUCUGCGCUGAGCUUCAUGCUUCAGAAUCUCGGAAAGCCCGUGAUUCUUACAGGGUCGCAGGCACCCAUGUCCGAGCUGCAGAAUGAUGCAUCUGACAAUCUUCUGGGAAGUCUGGUGGUAGCUGGGCAUUUCAUGAUUCCCGAAGUGUGUCUCUACUUCAACUACAAGCUCUUCCGGGGCAACCGAGCAACCAAGGUUGCAGCCAGUGACUUUGCAGCUUUUGAUUCCCCCAAUGCGCCGCCACUCGCUGUGACCACGUCCAUGCAGACGCAUGUCAACUGGGACCUCGUCCGCCGGCCCACAAGCUUAGAAAAUUUUAGUAUCCGCACCAACUUGGAUACGAGCCACGUCGCAUGUCUUCGCAUAUUCCCCGGUAUCAAGCCGGAGAUGGUGGAUGCGGUUCUGCAAUUGGAGGGGUUGCGCGGGCUUGUCUUGGAAACGUUUGGGGCUGGCAAUGCUCCCGGGGGGCGAGAUGAUGCCAUGACGAAGGUGCUGGCGAGCGCCAUUCAACGGGGGAUUGUCAUCAUAAACAUCACACAGUGCCUCACGGGUCAUGUGAGCCCCGUAUAUGCGCCUGGGAUGACGCUCUUUCGAGCGGGCGUAGUGGCAGGACAAGACAUGACGACUGAAGCUGCGCUUACGAAACUCGCGUAUCUGUUGGCAUUGCCAGACUCGACAUCGGCAUCCGUUGCGCGUGACAUGGCCAACUCGAUACGCGGAGAGCUCACGUCACACUCGCAGGCUGUCUUCCGGCAUCCAGAUGGCGACGGUCUCUCGGCGCGAACUACGACGCUUACGGCACUCGGGUACGCAAUAGCGCAAGGAGAUCUCGAGAAGGUGCAAGAUUUGAUGAAGGGGGAGAACAAUCAGGUGCUUAACGACAGCGAUUACGCAGGCAACACGCCGGUGCACAUUGCGUCACAUUCGCCGUCGCUCGAAAUUCUCCGCUAUUUUCUUCUACAGGGCGCGUCAGUGCAUCUCCGGAAUCGCGCAGGUCGAACGCCACUGUUCCUAGCAGCCAACGACGGCCUCGCUGAUCAUGUCAAGCUCCUCCGCAAAUCCGGCGCCCAUCUGCACGCGGACGAGAGGGCGCUGGCAGAGACACAGGCACGACGACGGCCGGGGGUAUGGGCGCUGGCGGGCGUGGGAACGGGGAGUUUGAAGGAGCGGCACGAGGUCGAGAUUCAAUCACAAUCAAGUUUCGACGGCGAUGGGGGUAACAACAAGAUGCAAGCCAUAGCGGGGUCGGCUCCGGCUUGA
Molecule: messenger RNA, 1674 nt
Organism: Talaromyces atroroseus
Lineage: Eukaryota; Fungi; Ascomycota; Eurotiomycetes; Eurotiales; Trichocomaceae
Exons: 4
Coding region: 1-1674 (557 amino acids)
Molecular function (GO): asparaginase activity; protein binding
Source: RefSeq, a predicted model, not a curated record